GUUUUUUGAUUGAGUUGAAUACAUAGAAAAAAGGGCCUCGGUUGCCGCAAAAACUUCUCUUGUCCGGAGAGUUCGUGAGAGUAGUUGCUGCUCGACCUGAUCGAUCCUGGGCGGUUUCAACGAACCUCUAGCCUAUGAAUUUCUAAUUUCACCGGAGUUCGACAGAGAUGAAAUGGGAAAUCCUGCCCAGAUGGGAAGGAAGAAAAAUCGAGCGAGGGAGAGCUGCGAAUCACUCGAGAGAGUGAGUGAUAGCUUUCUCGAAUGAACGGAUCGAAAAUUGCCAGUGUCAUGCGUCUGCAUCUGCAUCUGUGUGGGCGCGCUUGUCGCGCCUGUCCCUUCGCCAUCAUUUAUUUUGUCCGACCUGCAAGUCACGCCAAUCAAUAGGCAAGAGAGGCACUAGACAGAAAAGUAGGCAGGCAGUAGCAUCAAUGGAAGCAGUAGCAGGAUCUGUUCGCUUUAGCUUAUUCAGUCGGCUUAUCAGUCAUCAAACUGUUUUCCUCUCACAGUUAGCUAAGCAAAUUAUGGAAGGUCUUCUGCUGCGUCUUGUGAUAUGUGUGCAGGUGCUCAUCGCACCGUCGCCGCCGGAGCUCGGUCGCCGGCGACGGCGAUGUACGUGUUCGGGUCCUCCAUACUGGAUGUCGGCAACAACAACUACCUGCCGGGGGCGUCCGUCGCCAGGGCCAACAGGCGCUACAAUGGCAUCGACUUCCCAAGCUCCAUCCCGACAGGAAGGUUCAGCAACGGCUACAACAUCGCCGACUAUGUCGCAAAGAGCAUGGGAUUUGCGAGUAGUCCUCCUGCCUAUCUGUCGCUGGCACCGAGCUCCGGCCCUCUGGUCCAGAACGCUGUCGCCAAUGGCAUCAGCUAUGCUUCCGGAGGAGCUGGGAUCCUUGACUCCACUAAUGCCGGAAACACAAUCCGGUUGUCGAAGCAGGUGCAGUACUUCGGCACCACCAAGGCAAAGAUGGUUGCCGCAUUGGGCCCCAAUGUGGCGAAUGCCCUGCUCUCCAGGUCAAUCUUCCUCAUCGGCAUCGGCAACAAUGACAUGUACGUCUUCGAAAGCGCAGAGCGGGCGCAAAAUAGGUCAGCUGUGGAGCAAAGGAGGGAAACGGCUGUGCUCUACGGUAACCUCAUCUCCAACUACACUGCAACUAUGAGGGAGCUGUACUCAAUGGGCGCGAGGAAGUUUGCCAUAGUCAACAUUGGGCUGCUAGGGUGCGUGCCGGCGGUGCGGGUGCUCAGCCCGACGGGCGAGUGCUGGGACAGCCUCAACCAGCUCGCCGGCGGCUUCAACGAAGCCCUCCGGCCAUGGCUCGCCGGCCUCGCCCGGAGGCUACCGGGCCUCGCCUACUCCCUCGCCGACCUCUUCGCCUUCACGCGGGACACCUUGGCCGACCCGCAGGCGUCCGGGUACACCGAGGUCGCCGGCGCGUGCUGCGGCGGCGGGAGGCUGCGCGGGGAGGCGCAGUGCUCUCCCAACUCCACGCUCUGCGCCAACCGCGACCAGCAUGUCUUCUGGGAUCGCGCGCACUUCUCCCAGCGGACAGCGUUUCUCAUCGCUCAGGCAUUCUGCAACGGGCCGGCCAAGUAUACCAAUCCCGUCAACUUCAUGCAACUGGCCGGAUCAGUUAGUGAAAUCACGGAAGCAUUAGAGUCGAGCAGAUGAGAUAGCAGGCCACUUGAAAUGGAGAAUCAUGAAAUCGAAAUUCGGAGAAGCAUAGCUCUUGUUUCUAAGGCCGUUCGUGAAUUUCAAUCGUGCGUAUAAUUCACAAUCCCUGAUCGGCUACGGCUAUUCGGUUCUAUAGGUACCAAUAAGGAUAUAAUUGUUGUAAAAAAAGAUCAUGAUUCAUGACUAGUUAAUGAACAUGAAUAACUUAAAAUAAAAUCCCCUAUUUAACAUUAGAAAAAUGAAGUAUUCCUUA
Messenger RNA from Setaria italica (foxtail millet), 1922 nucleotides. RefSeq names its product GDSL esterase/lipase At5g55050. The coding region runs from base 551 to 1666 and encodes 371 amino acids. The record is from RefSeq and is a predicted model, not a curated record. The transcript is spliced from 4 exons. Lineage: Eukaryota; Viridiplantae; Streptophyta; Magnoliopsida; Poales; Poaceae. Gene Ontology annotation, molecular function: hydrolase activity, acting on ester bonds.